Molecule: messenger RNA, 721 nt
Organism: Aspergillus pseudonomiae
Lineage: Eukaryota; Fungi; Ascomycota; Eurotiomycetes; Eurotiales; Aspergillaceae
Exons: 3
Source: RefSeq, a predicted model, not a curated record
GAUUUGCCACAUUAUUGUCUCACACCCGUAAUGCACCUUACUUAUAUGAGUAUCUCUAUUUUCAUGCUUCAUGUGUGACGUGACAGUGCCAUAUCGACUAUUACUAGGUUGGGGAUAUCAUGCAACCCUCGGACUUCCCGGAUCGUUUUCGGCCCUGGUUCCUGAAUUCACCAACGAAUACUAUUUAUUCAAAUAUCCAAAGAAACCCGACAGAACACAGCUUAAAUAGAGGAAUACCGCUCACCUACCCCACAAUGCAGCUCAACAUCUGCAGCCACCUGCAGCACCGAGGUAGCCAUCACUGCCAAUGCAUGCCGUUGACCAUGCCGCACGGAUGUCCAUAUACCUGUAUGGCUUUGUCUACGCUGCGAUCCCCCUGGCUCUUGCAACGAAAUCAAUACUAUUUAUGCAACCCCGAAUAUACCACAACGGUGCCCGAUGAGCCCGGAACCUAUUGGGACCAACGGUUCCACCCCGUAUGGCAUACUACAUACCUUCCAGGUUGUAUCGCCGAGGCAUUACAGCAGCUCCUUGUUACUGUAUUGCGUUUUACAGUGUAUGCUCCUCGCAGUGUGAUAUUGUCAGUCACAAAAUCUAAGUAAGGCAAAAAACAAAAAGUAAAAAGAAAAGAAAAAGCCACUGUCCCUAUAUGUUGCAAGAGGAUCAGGAGGCAAAAGAGAACAGCCGAACGCGGGGGUCGAACCCGCAACCUUGAGAUACC